Molecule: messenger RNA, 2370 nt
Organism: Amaranthus tricolor (Joseph's coat)
Lineage: Eukaryota; Viridiplantae; Streptophyta; Magnoliopsida; Caryophyllales; Amaranthaceae
Product: probable sodium/metabolite cotransporter BASS4, chloroplastic
Exons: 14
Coding region: 165-1439 (424 amino acids)
Cellular component (GO): chloroplast envelope
Source: RefSeq, a predicted model, not a curated record
CACCUUGUUAUUCUUUCUGAACUUGGAAUUUCCCCUCACCUUAAACGAUACCGACAAAAACACAUUCAGAUUUAAUAGAAGAAAUUACCCUUUAGGCCUCCACCUUUUUUUUUAAGAAAAUAACUGACCUUCCUUUUUGUUUCUCUCUCCUCCUCAAUCUAACAAUGGCUGUAUCAAUGGGGGCGGGAACUGCCGUUAUCCUCACUCUCUCUCCUCCUCCUCCUCCAUAUGACACCACUUUUCGUCGCCGAUUCGAGAAUUUAAACGUAAAAUCGUCUCGCAUUUUUGGUGUUUCUCGUACUUUGCGUUCUUUUAAAUUUCGCGUUUUCAGUAUUUCUGAAGGUCCUAGUCAGGGAGACUUUUAUGGAAGCAGCAAUGAUGUUUCAUUGACGCCUCCAUCCGUAAUAACUUUUGUGAAAGGAUUGCUGAAAUUUGUGAUCUCUAACCUUUUACCGCUGGCUCUGGUUGGUGGCGUAGCUCUUGGCUUCAGCAGUCCUGUACUGGGUUGUUUAGCUCAUAAGUAUUCCUUAUCAAAAUUUAUCACAUGUUGGCUUUUCUUUCUUUCAGGACUGAAAUCACAGGAUGGUGAUGUCAAAGAAGUUUUUCAGGCUUGGCCUGCACUUUUAUAUGGGCUUGCUUCCAUCUUGCUGGUGUGUCCAAUCUUUUCAAAGCUGAUUCUCAAAGUCCAGAUGGUACCACAGGAGUUUAUUACAGGGACGGCAAUUUUUAGCUGUAUGCCUGCAACAUUGAAUGGAGGAGUAGCGCUUACACAACUUGUAGGUGGGAAUGCUGCUUUGGCUCUUGUCCUGACAAUAACAUCUGUUCUUCUAGGGAUUUUGAUUGUGCCUCUUUGGAUCACAAAGUUCUUUGCUGAUGGCUAUGGUAUAACAAUUCCGACCUGGCCGCUGUUUCGAAGUCUUGUUCUUAUCCUUGUAGUUCCUCUAAUUUUGGGAAAGGUAGUGCGGAAUUUGUUCCCUGAUGUAGCAAGGUUUGUUGAACGGAAUGAGAAGCUUUUCUCUAUCACCACUUCCAUUCUCCUUGGUUUUUUUCCAUGGAUGCAAGUGAGCAAGUCACGACAAUUACUCUUGCUGGUUAAGCCUGAAAUCUUUGUUUGUGCUAUUCUACUUGGAGUACUUGUGCAUUUAAGUUUGUUGGUGUUUAAUGGAACCUUGGUGAGAAUUUUAUCUGUUGGAUCAUCUUCUGGGAGCUCAGUAUUUCUAAAGCAAGAAAAUAGAAGGGCUUUGAUGUUGGUUUGCAGUCAGAGAUCCUUGCUUAUUGCAACAGCUGUGGUGGAGCAACUUGGAGGCGUAUUAGGUGAAUCAGGCUUGCUGCUUUUGCCUUGCGUUGCAGCCGACGUGAACCAGAUCAUAAUUGAUUCACUUCUAGUUAACUUCUGGAUCCGAAAGGAUGAGUCAUGCGACAUUGCGAAGAAACCCUGAGGCUUGCUUGACAGAGUGCAUUGAUUGCUGCGUUCCCUUUCAUUCCAUGAUAGAAGAAGUUAAAAAUGUAUACAAGGAAAUUUUCAAAGAUUCAAAUGUAUAUAUAUUAAUUCUUUCAAGAAAUGUACAUAAAUUUUGCAUCUGUUACCAUUGCCCUUCUAUAAAUUCAGAUAAGGUUUAUAUGAUUGGUUUAAUCACUUGGUUAAGACUCACAGAAGAGUGUAUACAGCUUUAGUAGAAUUAGUGUGACUAAACUUUGACGAGAUUUUUUGAAGGAACGAGAUGAUAUCGGUAGGAAGGAUGUUUAGUUACUUAUAAGUUUUUAUAGUUGUUUGAUUUUGGGGUUUAUUCUCAAGAAACCAUCUUUUAGAACCCCAGUAAAUGGCGGAAGAAAGGUGAAAAUGAUAUUGUUAUGCUCAGGUUCCACACUAAAAUCUCCACAUGCUGUUGACCUGUUGUAUGUGAGGGUUGUGGAAAUUAAGAUCAUUUGCAACCCUGGUAGUCUAAUUUAAAGCUGAAAGUAGUGCAAAUCAUGUGUUGCCAAUUCGUUAAGCUAUCAUCUAUGCUAGUCAUCAGAUUGUAGAAAGGGUCACAGAAUGAUGUUGAACUUGUUUGAUGCAUCGUUCCAUUGUAUAAAUUAUAUCCAUUUGUCUCCUGAUCCUCACGUGAGAAAAUUUUCAUUUUAUUUCUUUGUACUUUCCUUUGGAAUUAAAUAGCAUCAUAAAACACUAUGAAGGUACAUGUAAGUUACCUAAGUUCCGAGCAUCCAGCCUAUCAAAAAAAUCAUCCCCUAGUUUAGAGGAGGUGGAAUAGGGUAAGGGAUGGAAAGAUGAAUAUUAGAUGUACUAAUUUGUUACAGGCUUUUGUGUUAUACUUCAUAAAAUAGCGUCUCUAGUAAUCAUAUAAAGCAAUGCUUAGUACUUUAGUUGCU